Fukomys damarensis (Damara mole-rat) is the source of this 3429-nucleotide messenger RNA. It is a transcript of the gene Fgd3, whose product is annotated as FYVE, RhoGEF and PH domain containing 3. Gene Ontology annotation, molecular function: metal ion binding; guanyl-nucleotide exchange factor activity. The record is from RefSeq and is a predicted model, not a curated record. Gene Ontology annotation, cellular component: cytoplasm. Lineage: Eukaryota; Metazoa; Chordata; Mammalia; Rodentia; Bathyergidae. Gene Ontology annotation, biological process: cytoskeleton organization; filopodium assembly. The transcript is spliced from 18 exons. The coding region runs from base 348 to 2753 and encodes 801 amino acids.
GGCCCCUCCUCCCGAGCACUCCACGUGCAGGCUUUGUCAGGGUGCAGUGUGUCCCUGCAGCUGUGGCCAGCAGACGACAGGGGGGCUUGCCAGGGAGGCAGGACCACCCCGAAGGACCCCAGCUGACUUCAGUCCUGGGCCGAUUGGCGCCUGUGCACACGGCUCUGCUUUUGGAGUCCCCAAAGAGACCUUCAUUCAGCAUCUUGGCUCCUUGUGAACCACCCUGGACUCCUCUGGAAGCUGUGCCUGGACAGGAGCUCCCACAAGCCCUCAAGUUCGCCUGCUUGGGGCUGUGGGGAGCCACAGAUUCUUCUUGUUUUAAAAAUGAUUUUUGUCUUCUAGGAGAGAUGGGCCUCCUAACCAUCCCUCUGUUCCUGCUGGACAAGAGAUUCUCAGAGGAUCCCUCCAGCCUCGACUGGCCAACCACAGAGCAGAGCAGGAAACAAGCACUUGGUUGUCAACCACUGUGGGAGAGGGUGACCACAUCGGGUAGGGGAAGCCCCUGGCCAGCCCCCACCCAGAGCCCAGUGAUUUUAACUUUUAGGAUGGAGUUGAGUGGAGGGUCUUCAGCACCCCCAGAAGCUGUUUCUCCUCCUGGGAAACCCAAUGCUGGACCUGGCAGCUCCUCCCUGGGGAAGCUCCGAGCCCUUCCCAUUGGGCCUGGUGCCCACCGAGGGAAUGGUGGCAGGCCUGCCACAGCAGAUGACAGCUCCUCAGACCCUGGCCCCCUGGGGGCACUGAGCAGCAUGAAGAUUCCCAACCGGGACAGUGGAAUCGACAGCCCGUCCUCCAGCAUGGCCAGCGAGAACUUCCCCUGUGAAGAUGGUGGUGAGGCCUCCCCAGAUCCUACUGGCCUGGGGCUGCAGCCUGAGACAGCUGUGGGCAGCCAGGUCCCACAGGCCAUCCCGCGGGACGAGGCUGACAGUGACAUGGGUGAGGAUCCUGAUCCCGAGAACAAGCCCUCCAGGGCUGAUGAGGAUGUCGGCCUGGCCCAGUGCUGCAGUCCCCAGAAGCUGCUCCACAUUGCCCAGGAGCUCCUGCACACCGAGGAGACCUAUGUGAGGCGGCUACACCUGCUGGACCAGGUUUUCUGCACCAGGCUGACAGAAGCGGGGAUCCCUGCAGAAAUCACUACCGGUAUCUUCUCUAACAUUUCCUCCAUCUAUCGCUUCCAUGGGCAGUUCUUGCUGCCUGAGCUGCGGACGAGGAUCACAGAGGAGUGGGACACAAAUCCCCGGCUUGGGGACAUCCUGCAGAAGCUGGCCCCAUUUUUGAAGAUGUACGGCGAGUAUGUCAAGAAUUUUGACCGGGCAGUGGGGCUGGUGAGCACGUGGAUCCAGCGCUCUCCGCCCUUUAAGGAAGUUGUGCACGGCAUCCAGAAGCAGGAAGUGUGUGGGAACCUGACGCUGCAGCACCACAUGCUAGAGCCCGUCCAGAGGGUUCCCCGCUACGAGCUGCUUCUUAAUGACUACUUGAGGAGGCUCCCUGAGGAUGCGCCAGACCGCAAGGAUGCUGAGAGGUCCCUGGAGCUCAUCUCCACAGCCGCCAACCACUCCAACGCAGCUAUACGGAAAAUGGAGAAAAUGCACAAGCUCCUGGAGGUGUAUGAGCAACUGGGUGGGGAGGAAGACAUCGUUAACCCGGCCAAUGAGCUGAUCAAGGAGGGCCACAUCCAGAAGCUGUCGGCCAAAAACGGCACCGCCCAGGAUCGCCACCUCUUCCUGUUCAACAGCAUGGUCCUCUACUGUGUGCCCAAACUGCGGCUCAUGGGACAGAAGUUCAGUGUUCGGGAGAAGAUGGACAUCUCUGGUCUUCAGGUACAGGAUAUUGUGAAGCCAAAUGCAGCGCAUACAUUCAUCCUGACUGGAAGGAAAAGGUGCCUGGAGCUUCAGACUCGGACAGAAGAAGAGAAGAAAGAAUGGAUUCGGGUCAUUCAGGCCACCAUCGAGAGGCACAAGCAGAACAGUGAGACCUUCAGGGCCUUCAGCAGCACAUGUGGCCAGGACGACGAUGCCAGCCCAUCUCCAGACUUGCCUAUGGUGAGCACCAGCCCCAUGGAGCCCACGGUGGUGACUGACGGCAGUAGGGGUGUCCCAGGGCUCGAGUCCAGAAAACUGUCCUCUAAGACCAGACGUGACAAGGAGAAACAAAGCUGUAAGAGCUGCAGGGAGACCUUCAACUCCAUCACCAAGAGGAAACACCAUUGCAAGCUGUGCGGGGUGGUCAUCUGUGGGAAGUGCUCUGAGUUCAAGGCUGAGAACAGCAGGCAGAGCCGCGUCUGCAGAGAGUGUUUCCUGACUGAGCCUGCAGCCCCCACAGCCCCCAGCACCGCAUUGCCCACUGAGCCCAAGCAGAACACACAGCUGCCCGUUGCAGAUACCCAGCCCAGCGUGCUCUGCAGCCCUCUGCGGCUAUCGGAGGAUGGUGUGGCCUGGAUUGAGGUGUGGGCUGCCAUCCCCACCUCAGACUGUCAGGUGCUACGGCUACAGGGAAGUGGCCAGGAUGGCCAGCUGUUGAACACCAUCCCUCUGCCCAGCUGCACAGUGUGUGUGCCAGACCCCAAGGAGGUGCGGGAGGCUGAGCACACGUGGAAGCUGCAGCAGGGCCGGCGAUCCUGGUACCUGAGCGCCCCCUCUGCGGAACUGCAGCGGCGCUGGCUGCAGGUUCUGAGAGCCACAGCCAGCAAGGAUACAACGCAGGAUAGUCCAGGCGGCCCGCAACCCCAGGCCCUGGCAGAUACAGCCGCUCCAUGAACAAUCCUCCUGCUGCUCUUUACACUGCUACAUAGGGCCUGUGCUCUCCAGGAGGGUGACAUUGGAGCCACGUGAAGGAAUGAGACUCUCAGGAUGCUGAGAAUAGGCUGAUGGCCUGGAGCCGGGGCCCUUCUGGGGGAAACUGAGGCCCAGAGAGGAACAGCCACCUUCCCAAGAUGACCCAGCAAGUCCAGGGAAAGAGCUUGGCCUCCAGCUUCAGCCCCACCAGUGUGGCCAGAGAAGGGAAUAUGGGCCACUGUCAAAAUACAUGUCAUCUGAGUGAGCUGAGCAGUGGUGCCUCCUCCAAAGGGCAGAGGGCCAUGAGGGUGCUGCCCAGGGCUGGUAACGUCCCCCCAAGUCUGCAGUCAUUGCUGGGCUGGUAGGGCUGCCUACAGCUCGUCCUGGCCUCUGGCCUCCUAUCUGCACUCUGUGAGGUGCCUUGUGAUCUGCUUCUCCUGGGCUCCACUCCCUUGUCUGCCUUCUGCCAAGCCUGGAGCCACUUGUGGAGGGGCGAGUGGUGACCUCCCAUCCCUCUCUGGACACAUGCUGCCAGGCCCUGGGUGGCAGCUAUGGGAAAUUGUCGCUGCCCCUUUGCAGGCAGACACAGCGCUUCUCCACCUAAAUAAAUGCCAGCUGUCAGCAAGCGGGCACAGCCUCAGCGUUCUCUCGUCCUCUC